Molecule: messenger RNA, 296 nt
Organism: Vicia villosa (hairy vetch)
Lineage: Eukaryota; Viridiplantae; Streptophyta; Magnoliopsida; Fabales; Fabaceae
Product: defensin-like protein 156
Exons: 2
Coding region: 12-248 (78 amino acids)
Source: RefSeq, a predicted model, not a curated record
AGUUAUUUGAAAUGGCUAAGCUUUCUUUCAUGUCAAUUAUCGUCAUUGUCUUAUUUAUUUCAGUUUUGGAAAUGACAAAUGCUACAAACAUAUUGGCAAAAGAAUGUGUCACCACUCGUGAUGGCCAAUGCAUCCUUGAUCCUUGCAAAGAAUGGUGUUUAAAUACAUAUAAGGGUCAUGGAGCAUGCGUUGCUACAAUUAACCCUCCUACUUAUAAAUGUGUUUGCACAUACAAUUGUUCCACCUAGAUUAAAAAUAUCACAUUUAGGUUAUUUUAAAUGUAAAACUGUAUUAAA